GCCAGGUCGAGUACGCGGACCCCGACAUGGCCGACGCCGGACUGUUCUGGCGCAAGGCCAAGGUGCUCGACGUGUGGCAGGCCGGCGACCCGCGCGGCCUGGCGGCGUGCCUCCCCGGCCUGGCACCGCAGCCGCGGGAUACGGUGGUGGUCAAGAAGUAUGCUAGCGCCUUCUUCGGGACCACGCUGGCGGCGAGUCUGCAUGUGCGUACCGUCACCUCCUUGUUUGUGCUCACCCGGAGAAGAAGAAAGGGGCUGACUUGGCGGCGGCAGGUCCUCAACGUCGACACGCUGGUCAUCUGCGGCGUCAGCACGUCGGGCUGCGUGCGGGCCACGACGCUCGACGCCAUGCAGAACGGCUUCCGACCGAUGCUCGUCGCGGCGGCCUGUGGAGACCGCACGCCCGAGAUCCAGCAGGCCAACCUGUUCGACCUCGACUCCAAGUACGCCGACGUCGUCGACGAGGACGAGGCGCUGGCGCGGCUGUCGGCGGGGUGGGCGAAGGAGCCAUGAUUUAUCCAUGUUCAUAGCAGGCAGAUGAUAUC
Molecule: messenger RNA, 544 nt
Organism: Lasiosphaeria miniovina
Lineage: Eukaryota; Fungi; Ascomycota; Sordariomycetes; Sordariales; Lasiosphaeriaceae
Product: Isochorismatase-like protein
Exons: 2
Coding region: 27-512 (161 amino acids)
Source: RefSeq, a predicted model, not a curated record